Macrosiphum euphorbiae (potato aphid) is the source of this 1212-nucleotide messenger RNA. NCBI's taxonomy places the organism in Eukaryota, Metazoa, Arthropoda, Insecta, Hemiptera, Aphididae. The record is from the annotation of a GenBank genome assembly.
AUGGCUUCGUCCCUAGAAAACCUGUCAUUGGAAUCUAAAGAAGUCAACAACGAAGACGAUGUGGUAAACCCAUGGAAUGUUUGUUCAAAGAACAAAACAGGAAUCGACUAUGACAAACUCAUCCAAAGAUUUGGUAGUAGUAAAAUUGAUGAAGAAUUACUGUCACGGAUUGAAGCCGCCACUAAAAAACCGGUUCACCAUUUCCUAAAAAGAGGAAUUUUUUUUUCACAUCGAGAUUUAUACAGUAUUUUAAAUUUAUAUGAACAAGGAAAACCUUUUUAUUUAUAUACAGGAAGAGGCCCUUCUUCUAAUUCUCUGCAUAUUGGCCAUUUGAUACCAUUUAUAUUUACAAAAUGGUUGCAAGAUGCUUUUAAUGUUCCUCUCGUAAUCCAGUUGACUGAUGAUGAAAAAUAUUUAUGGAAAGAUUUAACAUUAGAAGAAGCAAAGAGGUUGUCCGUUGAAAAUGCUAAAGAUAUAAUAGCGUGUGGAUUCCACAAAAAGAACACGUUUAUAUUUUCAGAUUUACAGUUCAUGGGUGAAUGUCCAUCGUUUUAUGCUAAUGUAUUAAGAAUUCAAAAGAGUGUUACAUUCAAUCAAGUGAAAGGUAUAUUUGGAUUUGGAGAUAGUGAUGUCAUUGGAAAAAUUGCAUUCCCUGCUGUUCAAGCUGCUCCUUGCUUGACUUCAACGUUUCCUUUUAUAUUUGGAGAUAAAAAAGUUCCUUGUUUAGUUCCUUGUGCUAUUGAUCAGGAUCCGUAUUUUCGAAUGACAAGAGAUGUUGCUCCUAAGCUUGGAUUCUCGAAACCUGCUUUAAUACAUUCAUCGUUUCUACCGUCUUUACAAGGGGCUGACACUAAAAUGUCGGCUAGUGAUUUGAAUUCGUCUAUCUAUUUGAAAGACACGCCAAAGGAAAUAAAAAAUAAAAUCAACAAGUAUGCAUUUUCUGGAGGUCAAGGAACAGUUGAAUUGCAUCGAGAAAAGGGUGGCGAUUGUAAUGUAGAUAUAUCUUAUCAGUAUUUAAAACAUUUUCUAGAAAGUGAUGAAGAAUUAAUCAAAAUUGAAAAAGCUUAUACUUCUGGAAAAAUGUUGACUGGAGAAUUAAAAAAAAUAUUGAUUGAAUCUAUUUCAAAAAUUGUGCAGGAACACCAAACAAACAGAAGUAAAAUUACAGAUGAUGAUGUCAAAGAAUUCAUGACUCCAAGAAAAAUAUCAUAA